AUUACCUCCAACAUUCAGUAAAAACCAAAUCGUGAGUAACGUUGUCACCGCGACAAAUACAAUAUUCCUGUGAUCAAUAUUUACCAAAAUAAAAACGUAAAUAUGUCCGAAGCUUUCUUUGACGAGUACGACUACUACAACUUUGACCACGACAAGCACAUCUUCUCCGGCCACAGUGGCAAGCAGCGCACCAAGAAGGAGGUGAACGAGCACACCAACCACUUCGACCCCUCCGGACAUUCCAGAAAGAUCGUCACCAAGUUCGUGAACACGGAGAACAACAAGAAAUCCAACAGCAAGCAUUAAAUGGCUCGUCGUUUGUGAUAUGACAAUGGCUGGGAAAAGGACUAUCGAAAUGCCGAGCGAAAGGAGGACUUUAUGGCGGAUCCCGGAAGAGAGCUCCGGCCGCCACUCGUCUCAGAGAUCCAUGGAACACCCGCGGCGGUUCCUGCUGACGCAGAGCUUCUACCUGGCGCAGCACAGCGGGCGCGCGCGCUGCCGGGCCCGGCCGCAGCGCCCUCGCUAGCCCGCAUUCAACACCGUUCCAGCAACGAUCUCAACCUUAUUUUUAUUUGAGCUUGUUGUAAAGCUCACCACUGCUGUGUUAUUAUUCCUAGUUAGAUUAUUAUGAUUCUGUAUCUUCCGUGGUACACAAGGGACUGUAAUAAUUUAAGGCAAAUAAAAAUUAUUGUUAAGAUUA
Messenger RNA from Trichoplusia ni (cabbage looper), 700 nucleotides. Its product is annotated as nuclear protein 1. Gene Ontology annotation, cellular component: nucleus. Lineage: Eukaryota; Metazoa; Arthropoda; Insecta; Lepidoptera; Noctuidae. The coding region runs from base 103 to 306 and encodes 67 amino acids. Gene Ontology annotation, biological process: regulation of transcription by RNA polymerase II; negative regulation of cell cycle; negative regulation of cell population proliferation. The record is from RefSeq and is a predicted model, not a curated record. The transcript has a single exon.